Messenger RNA from Aspergillus versicolor CBS 583.65, 2963 nucleotides. Its product is annotated as DUF3659 domain-containing protein. The coding region runs from base 81 to 2816 and encodes 911 amino acids. The record is from RefSeq and is a predicted model, not a curated record. The transcript has 2 exons. Lineage: Eukaryota; Fungi; Ascomycota; Eurotiomycetes; Eurotiales; Aspergillaceae.
AAGACACCAAGUGAAUACAUAACCGAUCGCAUAAAAGAUAUCACUAUAUAAAACGCAACUCCUGUAUAUACAACCAAACAAUGGCGUCUCCAGCACGUCCAAAAGCGAAACCCCUGGGUAAAGACCCGUCGGCGCCGAAGAUUGCCACACAGAAGACCUCCCAGGCCAAACCUACACCACCGAAGCUCAAGGAGCAAAGACAGAAGCAGGUUCCUGAAGUUCAGAAGCUUCCGACAGAUGCAUCCGGGUCGGGCUCUGAGCUGAGUUCACUUCCCAGCCGCGGAAAGGCAGCAGCUGCGUCUCCAUCCGGAGGCCUUGCAAAAGGAGUCAAGGAUAAAGCAAGGGUAGCUAAAGAUCAGAAGCCACAAGACAGUAUCAAGGCUACCAAAGACGCAACGAAAAAGGCGGACCUACCUCAGACUGACGAUAUUCCGAGCGAGAAGGUUCAAGAUACUCUUCAAACGGCCAAAGACAAAGCAGCUACCGACGAUGUACCCCAAGCCGGCGAGGUUCCGGAGGCGCCGGAUAUCUCAAAUAAUGUUCCAUUAGACCUAUCUAGCUUGGACGGGCUUGAAGUUGGUGAAGGUGGACAGAUACUGGAUAGCGAGGGAAACCCUAUUGGCGAAGUCGUCGAAGGAGAUCCAGAAGACCUCGUCGGUCAGACGGUCAACGCCAAUGGAGAAAUCGUCGACGAGGAUGGGGACCUCAUCGGCCGAGUUGAUCUUAUCCAGCAAGAGGCAGGAGCACUCAAAGAUCAAGCCCAAGAGGCCGAGCUGCCAGAGGCGGAGGUUCCUACGGGUGAGGAAGUGACUGACGAAGUCCCAGACGAGCUGGAAGAGCAGGCUGAACCGGGAGAGGGAGUAUCUCUCGGUGUAGACGAAGUGCCUGAUUUGGAACAAGAAUUGCCCGACAUAUCAACGCUGGAAGGGCUGACAUGCAAUAAAAUCGGCAGCAUUGUCACGGCAGAUGGGACUCCUGUAGGCGAGCUCCUCGAAGGCGACCCCAAGAAGCUCUCACGGGGGGCAUUUCAACUUGACAGUCAAGGCCAAUUCUGGGAUAAUCAAGGACAUGUCAUUGGCAAGGCCAAACCGAUAGAACUUGAAGAAGAACAGCCCGGGUUGUUUGCAGACACAGGAGACAUCUUUGUGGCGGAAGAUAGCUGGAUCCAAGACGAGAACGGGAGAAAGGUGGGCAAGCUGGUCGAAGGAGAUCCAAAACGACUCAUUGGAUACGCCGUGGAUGACGAUGGCGAUAUCCUUGACAAACGAGGCAACACGAUCGGACGCGCAGAGCCCUGGGAAGAGCCAGAGGUUGAGCCGGAAGAGGUGGAUUUCUCGUCCGUGGAAGGUCUGAAGCCAAACAAGCAUGGGAAUGUAAUGGGCCCUGAUCAAGUACCGAUUGCUCGUGUGGUGGAAGGCGACCUGAAGGAGGUUGCUGGUCGAGGCAUCAACAAGAAUGGCCAAAUCCUUAAUGAUGACGGAGAGGUUAUUGGGCAAGUACAGCUCAUUCCCAUGGGUGAGAUAGAAUGCAUGGGUCCGUUCAGUGGCCUGGGAGAGCUGUUUGUCAAAGAGUCUGGAUACAUUGAGGACGCUGACGGGGAGGUGGUGGGCAGGAUCGUGGAAGGAGAUCCCAAGAGUCUGCGAGGCCAUACCGUCGAUAUCUCUGGUGACAUUCUCGACCAGUAUGGAAACGUGAACGGCCGUGCAGAGCCGUACGAGGUUCCCGAGGAGGAAGAUGAAGAAGAGGAAGAUUUGUCCGCUCUAGAAGGAGGAACCGUCAACAAGCUGGGCAAUGUCGUCGACGAGCAUGGUACCAUUCUAGGGAGGAUUGUUGCUGGAAAUCCGAAGAAAUUGUCUGGCAAGAAGGUGGAUGGAAACGGCCAGGUCUGGAGUGACAACGGCAAAGUCAUCGGACAGGCAGAGCUGAUCCCAGAGGACGAGCGUGAACAGCCAGAGGGCGUCUUCUUUGGCCUAGACGGACUGAUAGUCGGCAAGGAUGGCCUGGUCAUGGACCCUUCAGGGGAAGUCGUGGGCAGACUGACAGAAGGGGACAACCAACGACUCAUGGGACGCGCUGUUGAUGAGGACGGAGAGAUCAUUGACAAGACUGGCAAUGUUAUAGGCCGAGCAGAGCGAUACACACCAGAGGAGGAACCGGAGCCAGAGCUAUCCCCUGAAGAAGCAGAGAAGCAACAGAAAGAGAAAGAAGAUACAGAACUGGCAAAGAAGAUGUGUACCAUCCUGCAGCAGACAAUUGACUCUGUUGGGCCAAUUUGCAAAGAGAUAACCCAGCGCACUGAAAAAGCCAGCCGCACACCAAAGGAGGAGCUCGACGAGGAGCAGCUGGUGAAGGACGUGAAGCCCUUGAUUGAAAAAGCAGGAAACGGGCUGCAAGAAUGCAAAGGGUCUCUUAGGGCUCUUGAUCCAGACGGCCAUAUCGCAGCUACUGCAAAGGCUCGCAGCGCCUCGCACGAAGCCACGCCAGCAGAGUAUCAACUAGCAGACUUGCUCAAGGAGCUGACGCAGACUAUUGUCGAGACCAUUGAAAAUGGCCGGCAGUAUAUCAGCGAUAUGCCCCAUGCAAAGAAGAAGAUCAACCCCCUGUGGGCACUGCUAUCGGAGCCGCUGUUCCAGAUUAUUGCCGCAGUUGGGCUUUUACUCAGCGGAGUACUCGGCCUCGUCGGUAAGCUUCUCGAUGGUCUUGGACUUGGAGGCCUUCUUAAGGGGUUGCUGGGCGGACUUGGACUCGAUAAGCUCGUCGAUGGACUUGGACUUGGUUCGGUGACUGGAGCGCUGGGGCUUGAGGGUAAGAAGUAGUUUCAUCCAACCUGAUAUUAUCAGCCUUCUGACCCGUUUAGAGGGGUUCUCGCUUAGGGCGCUAUUUGUCUCUCUGGUAUUACUAGUUCACUCGUUGCUGUACACCUUUCUGCGAGAUGUUUGUGGUUUUGAUAUGAAUAGUAGCCG